UGAAGAUACCCAGAGCGCAAGGUAAGCUCUCCAGAUGAUAAUGUCCUUAUGCUAGACUUUAGCCUACACCCAUUACUGAAAGAACGAAAUAGACAUCAUUCACGUACAUAUGGAUUCUGACGUAACUAUCCGUCUUGUUGCGUGCUCUUAGCAUCUUCGAGCUCAGAAGCACUGUUCAUUUUUUCGUAAUCUAAAAAAAUGACAUGCCAUAUUACGUUAGUCUGUAACGUUAACUUGAAUACAAAAAGCUUCUGCUUAUUUUUUUUUUGAGUGUAAUUCAGAUUUGACAACUUUGUGAAUUGCGCUCUGUCUUGUGAGAGUUGCGUGGGUUUGUGCAGCCCCUCCCACCUGUUACUUUUCAUUUUCGGACUCUAAUGAACAAAUGAACUUCUUGAUAGAUCAGCGCAUUUGGUAGACAAAAGCAAUGAUGAUUGUUAUAUACCUGUAGGAGAUGAUCAAAUACAUUAGCAUAUGUGUUUCAGACUGUACGAUGAAAUGGAAAGAAAACAUGCUACUAAAGUUUCUGGCCACCACAGCUGUUUUUUUUACUGAAAAACAACCGUUUACAGUAUUUUAGCAGUUGAAUCAGCUGGUGACAUUUUACAUUACAUACGAACUGAUCUCAUGAUAAAAUGUGCGACAACCAGGAAGCACAAGAAGAUGAACUGCUGGCUCUAGCAAGCAUAUAUGAUGAAGAUGAGUUACACAGGGCGGAAUCAGGACGGGAGGGUGAGAUCCAUCUGUGCCUUGAGCUUCCUCCUGACUUCAAACUGAUAGUGAAGGCUCCAACAUGUGUAGAGUAUGGUAUAUCAUUUCUACCCUACUUGGUUCUGAGUUUUGUUCUACCUACGGAAUACCCUUCAUCAUCAGCUCCAGUCUUUACUUUAAGCUCCAAAUGGCUCACAAGAGUCCAGAUCACUACACUUUGCAAGAGACUGGACGAUCUUUGGGAGGAGAACCUGGGAAAUGUGGUUCUUUUUACCUGGAUCCAGUUCCUAAAAGAAGAGACUCUGGAAUACCUUGACAUCCAUUCUCCACUUGAGAUCCAAAGAUUUUCUGGUCAGUCUGAGGGAGAAUCUGGCCAGACGCUGGAAGCAGAAAAAAGUAAACCGCAUGAAUUAUACCCAAGAGCCGUUCAAGAAGUCAAUCCUCAUACAGACAUGCUAAACCAGCUGCUGGAUUUUGAUGAAGCUCAGAAGCAGAAAGUGUUCAAUGGAAGGGUCUUCUGUUGUGGGAUCUGCUUCUCUGAAAAGCUUGGUUCCAACUGUUUGCUUUUUAAAGAGUGUCAGCAUGUCUAUUGCAAAGCCUGCAUGAAGGAAUACUUUGAGAUCCAGAUCAGAGAUGGUAAAGUGCAGUGCCUUGACUGUCCUGAGCCGGAGUGUACAUCUAUAGCCAAUCCCUCACAGGUAAAGUUUCUGGUGGGAAAGGAUGAGUUUGUCCGCUAUGACAGUCUUCUACUGCAGUCAAGUCUGGACCUGAUGGCAGAUGUUGUUUACUGUCCCCGCACGUGUUGUUGCACGCCUGUGAUGGUGGAGCCCGACGUCACUAUGGGAAUUUGCCCAUCUUGUCGAUACGCUUUCUGCACUCUCUGCAAGCGAACCUACCAUGGCCUUUCCAUCUGCAAAACAGCUGAGCUUGUCAGGUUGGUCGACGAGUGUGAGGAGGAAGAUCUUGAAAAGGAGUGUAUUGACGAAGCAUUAACUGAAAAUUGGUUGAAGGAAAACUGUAAACGAUGCCCAUCCUGCGGCGUGCAAAUACAGAAGGUGCUGGGCUGUAACAAAAUGACAUGUACCUCUUGUUGGAUGUUUUUCUGUUGGAUGUGCUCUAAAAUUCUUAAUAAAGCGAAUCCCUAUGGGCACUUCCAAGACCGAAACUCACCGUGUUAUUACGGAGUGCAUGAUGAAGUCCCAGUGGAACAGCAGUGAAGGCGACUGGUCCGCUAUAUAGAAAGUCCAGGGGUCUCAUUGAAAAAUUUAUAUAAAUUUAUACGCAAGGUUGACACCCAAUAUGCUUGUCAAGCCUCACAUCAUGCACCACCAUAUACAGAAGGUCAUACCAUUUCCGUCUCCAACCGCUAUCAGAUGCCAUAUAAAAUAACAUAAAAUGAAAUAAAACUGCCAAAAACCCCCGAUCCCAUCCUUUAUCUCCACAAAAAAAAUCACAAAUGUCUGCACAUGCGAUUCACAGCGCUUUGGAAAUGAGUAAUAGUUAUAAUCAGUAUAAAUAAUGAUUAUUCAUUAUUAGAAUUAUAUUUAAGCCAAAGAAGGUCUCUGCAUUAUUGAUAUGUUCACAGCAUAAGACUUAUCAUUAACAAAUUGCCAAAAUCACAUAAGUAGUUAAGGGAUAUCCUUCACCUGAGAUAACAUUUGAAGACAUAAAUGUAAAAGACGAAUAUUUUAUCAUUCAGAUUUUUUUUGGGUGUAAAAAGUUUUGUAAUGUUUUGUACACCAUUGUAGUUAGGACUAAUGAGAACAUAUAUAUAUUAGUUCAAAUUCAGAAUAGUUUAUCAAAUAUAACACAGAUUGAAAUGUAUUGAAAAUGUAUUAGUGUAUAAACAACUUUAUCUUACAGGCUAUGUCAACAAAUCAAAUCUUUGAAUUGUUUCUGGUGCAUUGCUCAAUUGUGGACUUGCAUGACUGAGGAUUGUAGCUCAAACUUAAAAGCUUGAUAAGUAUAAAGGUGAAAAUAAUUAAAAAAAGACUACAAAAUACCCAUAAUGGACCUCAAUGUGACAGUCCCUCCAUAGCAAUCUGUGUCCUAAUCAUUUUGCUUGUGUUCAUUCAAUCCUAUAAGAGGAAUGCGUUAGAGGUGGAAUGUCCGAUUUCUCAUAGCCUAAGUUGAUGUUCAAAUCGCCAAAACAGACACACCCCUACCCCCAUCUUUCGCUUUCGUCAGCGCUCGGCUCGACUCGACUAAUCUCCAUCCUGUGCACCUUACUGCUGAUUGGCUACAAGGUUUUUUGGUACUUGGCCCGACUGUCUUAACAAGCGUAAUUUGGAAAUUGGACACCCCGCCUUUAAGUGUAAAUAUAUGUACUAUAUGGGGCAAAUUCAUAUCCAGCCCAUGUCUUUGUUUAUUUAACUCCUCAUGUCUCAUUGUUCAUUGUCAUUUUGGAUGACUUGUUGAUAUCUUUGUUUUCUGAAGAAAAAAAGUCAUACAGGCUUGGAACGACAUAAAAGGUUGAGUAUUUUUGGGUGAACUAUCCCUUUGAUAUUAAGAUUCACAAUUUAGAGACAGGGUAAAACUGUUAAAUAAUGUUCCCAGUGUUGACCAAUUUGACACGUGACAUUCCUGUACCUCAGUGGUAAGAGCAUUGUGUUAACAACGCAAGGUUGUGGGUU
This is a messenger RNA of Triplophysa dalaica, 3341 nucleotides long. RefSeq names its product E3 ubiquitin-protein ligase RNF14-like. Gene Ontology annotation, cellular component: cytoplasm; ubiquitin ligase complex. The transcript has 8 exons. Gene Ontology annotation, molecular function: ubiquitin protein ligase activity; zinc ion binding; ubiquitin conjugating enzyme binding. The record is from RefSeq and is a predicted model, not a curated record. Bases 633 to 1925 code for a protein of 430 amino acids. Gene Ontology annotation, biological process: ubiquitin-dependent protein catabolic process; protein polyubiquitination; positive regulation of proteasomal ubiquitin-dependent protein catabolic process. Lineage: Eukaryota; Metazoa; Chordata; Actinopteri; Cypriniformes; Nemacheilidae.